ACCAUAGAAGAGGUUCCCUCUUCGAAUGAGAGAAACACGGCACCAUGGGGAGCUCCAGCUUGCUCCUCUUCUGGGGGUAUUGUCAUCUAUUCUUCUGGGUCGUUUUCCCAUUGGAAUCAAUGGCAGUUGAUGUGAAUGAGUGUCUGGAUACCACCACGUGCCCAGCCUACGCAACCUGCACCAACACUUUGGAUAGUUACUACUGCACUUGCAAACGAGGUUUUCUGUCCAGCAACGGACUGACGCAGUUCAGGGGCCCAGGAGUGACGUGCAAAGAUAUAGAUGAAUGUUCGCAAAGCUCCUCAAAAUGUGGUCCCCACUCAGUCUGCAGAAACCUUCUGGGGAGGUACAAGUGCAGCUGUUUCCCCGGUUUCUCUUCUCCCACUGGAAAUGACUGGAUCCCAGGAUAUCCAGGUCAUUUCUCCUGCACAGAUGUGGAUGAAUGUGCUGAUCCCGGAAUUUGCCCAGAGCAUGCGACUUGCCACAACAGUCCUGGAAGCUACUCUUGUGUCUGCAACCUAGGGUUUGAAUCUAGCAGUGGCAACAGGAACAUCCAGGGCCCAGGAGAGAUAUGUGAAGAUGUGGACGAAUGCGCCAGGAACUCAACUCUUUGCGGCCUGGAUUCCAUCUGUAUCAACACCCUGGGAAAAUACAAUUGCUCCUGUCUGCCUGGGUUCUUUUCACCUGCUGUUUGGACCCCUGAGACUGUGGAGGAUUUCAGAUGUGUAGAUGUUGAUGAGUGCCUCCAUAUGUGCCCUUCCAAUGCAACAUGCACCAACACGCCUGGGAGCUACUUUUGCACCUGCUCUCCUGGCUUUGCACCAAGUAAUGGAAAGCUGAGCUUCACAGAACAAGGAGUCCAUUGUAGAGAUAUUGAUGAAUGCUCCCAAGGUCCAUCACCAUGUGGCCCCAAUUCUGUCUGCACCAAUGCCUUGGGCUCCUACAGCUGUAGCUGCAUUGGAGGCUUUCAACCCAAUCCUGAAGGCUCCUUGAACUUCAGCUGCAAAAGGAUCCCCUUCAAGUGUAAAGAAGAUGUAAUACCCAACAAUCAACAAGUCCAGCUCUGCCAAGUGGGAGCAGUAGUGGAGCCUGAACAUGGUUCCUUCUGCACAUUAAUGAAUGCCACCUUCAGUGUUCUGGACGAUGCCUGUGAAAACAGGACAGCCGAGGUCUCUCUGAAGAAUACAGCUGAGAGCCUUUCCUCUGUGCUCAAGCAAACGUCCACAUGGUCCAACUUCACCAAAGAAGAGACCUCUGCUCUGGCCACUGUGGUCCUGGAGAGUGUGAAAAGCAGCACGCUGGCAGCUUUCCUGAACCCCUCAGCCAAUGUCAGUCAGACUGUUCGGGCUGAACACUUAGAAAUUGAAAGCAAAAUUAUCAAGGAAGGAUGCACUGAAGAGAACAUGACUUUUCACUUGAAAGCCAAAGGGGACGAGAUGGAGAUUGCAUGUUCCAUCAUCGAAGAGACUGACUCCACAGGGCCCACUGGGGUGGCUUUUGUCUCCUUUUUGGGCAUGGAGUCUUUUUUAGACGAGAGCUUCUUCCAAGACCCUCAGACCCCUUUGGCCAACUUCCAGAGCAAGUUGAAGAUGAAGAUGAAUUCUCGCAUUGUACAGGGCAUCAUGACUGGGGAGAAGAAAGAUGGCUUCUCUGACCCAGUCAUUUACAUGCUGGAGAACAUUGAGCCGAAGCAGGAAUUUGAGAGCCCUAUCUGUGUUUCCUGGGACACCAACUUGGAGGGUGGUAGGUGGAUGUCCUCUGGCUGUGUGGUCCUUGAAGCUUCCAAGACACAUACUGUCUGCAGCUGUAAUCGAAUGAUGAACCUGGCCAUCAUCAUGGCUUCUGGGGAGCUCACGAUGGAGUUCUCCUUGUACCUCAUUAGCCAUGUGGGGAUAAUCAUCUCCCUGGUGUGUCUCGUCUUGGCCAUCGCCACCUUCCUACUGUGCCGUGCCAUUCGCAACCACAACACCUACCUCCACCUGCACCUCUGCAUCUGCCUCUUCUUGGCCAAGACUCUCUUCAUCAUCGGUGUAGACAAGACUGACAACCAGAUGGGCUGUGCCAUCAUUGCAGGCUUCCUGCACUACCUUUUCCUGGCCUGCUUCUUCUGGAUGCUGGUGGAGGCUGUGAUGCUCUUCCUUAUGGUCAGGAACCUGAAAGUGGUGAAUUACUUCAGCUCUCGUAACAUCAAGAUAUGGUACCUCUGUGCCUUUGGCUAUGGGCUCCCAGUGGUGCUGGUGGCUGUCUCUGCCAGUGUGCAACCACAAGGUUAUGGGAUGCAUAAUCGCUGCUGGCUGAAUACAGACCGAGGGUUCAUCUGGAGUUUCCUGGGGCCAGUCUGUGCCAUCAUCAUGAUCAAUUCCAUCCUCCUGACUUGGACACUAUGUGUCCUGAGGCAGAAGCUUUCCAGUGUCAAUGCUGAAGUCUCAACACUCAAAGAUACCAGGUUACUGACACUCAAGGCCUUUGCCCAGGUCUUCAUCUUGGGGUGCUCCUGGGUGUUAGGCCUCUUCCAGAUUGGACCCAUGGCGAGUAUCAUGGCCUACCUCUUCACUAUCAUCAACAGCCUGCAGGGGGCCUUCAUCUUCAUCAUUCACUGUCUGCUCAACCACCAGGUACGGGAAGAAUACAGAAGAUUGAUUACCAAGAAGAUCAAACCCAGCUCUGAGACCCAGAGCUCAGGGAUAUUACUGUCUUCCGUCCCCUCCACUUCUAAAACGGGAUAAAGCUCUUUCUUACUUUCAAAUAUGCCGUGAAGCAACAUUUGAGGAAAGCAGGUGCCUACAGGAGCCUACUCUGAAAGGCACAGCUUAAGGCACAGAAGCAGGAUCUUCCAGCCCCAGAAUGCUCUGGAAAACAAGAACUUUUGCCCCAGAUGAUCAAUUCAUCUUCCAUGUUCUGCUCUUUGAGUUUCUAGAAUUUUGUGGAAGUAACAGAUCCCACUGCAAUGGCAAUACCUAGCUUACCUGGUUGCCAUUUUGGUUUCUCCUAAGUUUGUUGGUGCAUGGCCACAAGCAUGCCUUUCCAGCACCUCUCGUGAGCCUGACACAGAGCAGCCCUCAAUAAGUGAUUUGUUGUAUGACUCACUGACUUACUCUUUGACAAAGUCAUCUCUUGCUUUUAAAGAAAUGGUCAGUAAAAUAGUAAUGAUGGCGCUAGGGGAUGAAUAAAAAUAAAAAAUGGA
Messenger RNA from Mustela lutreola (European mink), 3184 nucleotides. It is a transcript of the gene ADGRE1, whose product is annotated as adhesion G protein-coupled receptor E1. Gene Ontology annotation, molecular function: G protein-coupled receptor activity; calcium ion binding. The transcript has 21 exons. Gene Ontology annotation, cellular component: membrane. Gene Ontology annotation, biological process: adenylate cyclase-activating G protein-coupled receptor signaling pathway; cell surface receptor signaling pathway. The record is from RefSeq and is a predicted model, not a curated record. Lineage: Eukaryota; Metazoa; Chordata; Mammalia; Carnivora; Mustelidae. Bases 45 to 2726 code for a protein of 893 amino acids.